This is a messenger RNA of Aedes aegypti (yellow fever mosquito), 1369 nucleotides long. RefSeq names its product protein obstructor-E. Gene Ontology annotation, molecular function: chitin binding. Bases 443 to 1123 code for a protein of 226 amino acids. Gene Ontology annotation, cellular component: extracellular region. The transcript is spliced from 2 exons. The record is from RefSeq and is a predicted model, not a curated record. NCBI's taxonomy places the organism in Eukaryota, Metazoa, Arthropoda, Insecta, Diptera, Culicidae.
GUCGAUGGGUCUGUGUAGUCAGACAGGCGGCUCGGAACAUAAGUCCACUGGCUGAUGAAAAAGCGAAACAGAGAAAAAAAAAUCAAAAAGGUGAAUUGCUGAAAACUGGUCAACAGACUUUGGCUAUGGUUUUAUUCGUAAACAGACAUCGGACAUCGCGGUAGUGAUUUUGUGUAGAGCGCGCGCGCGUUUUCAGCCAGGACUGCUACGAUCAAUUUACGCCCUCCCGCCCGCGUCAUCAGUUUUAGUGGUCUUAGUAGGCUUAGUAGGCUUAGUAGUAGCCGCUGCCAACUGCCGUUCGGUCUUAACUUGGCAUUAGUGAUCUACAAAUCAAACCGUCGCGGUGUAUUCAGCAGCUGUCUAGCAGCCCUAUCUCCGGAACGGUAGCGCGCAUCGCAGGAAGCUCAAUUGCAGCAGUGUGACAUUCAUCCUAAUCAUAGGGAUGAAACACUUAUCGGGAUUAAUCCUGUGCCUUGGAGUGGCUGCAUUCUGCAACGGUGCGGCCGUCCCACAAUGCCCCGAGCCAUACGGUGAGCAGGCCUAUCUACACCCGGAUCAUUGUGACCAGUUCUUCCUCUGCACAAACGGAACCCUGACUCUGGAAACGUGUGAAAAUGGAUUGCUGUUCGACGGAAAAGGUGCCGUCCACAACCACUGCAACUAUAACUGGGCCGUCAAUUGUGGCAACCGCAAGUUCGUCACCGAUCAAACCCCCAUCUCUACGCCCGGUUGCGAAUAUUUGUUUGGCAUCUACCCAGAUAGCCACUCGUGUUCCACCACCUACAACAAGUGUGCUUACGGUGAACCACAUCCGGAACAUUGUGAAGCGGGACUAGUGUACGAUCAUCGAAUCCACGGGUGUCAAUGGCCAGACAAGAUGCUCGAAACCUGCAACCCAGACGCCGUUGUCGGAUUCAAAUGCCCAGAUUCCGUUCCAUCAAAUUCUAUCAACCAUCGAUUCUGGCCAUAUCCACGAUAUGCCUUACCCGGAGAUUGUCACCGCUUGAUCACUUGCGUCGAUGGUCAUCCACGUUUGAUCACCUGCGGUGAAGGAAAGGUCUUCAACGAAGAAUCGCUCACUUGCGAAGAUCCUGAAGAUGCUCCUUAUGCUUGCCGUCAUUAAUUUCUCACCUUCAUGUCGUUUCUCUCACUCAUUCUUUAAGAAGUUCUCCAGAUAUUUAUUGAUGUUGUAAAAAGUAAAGUUUAUAACCUUCAUUUCCAUACAUUCUGUUUUCCUGUUCAAACCCGUUUGUAUAAAUAAAUUUCCAGUCAUUACAGACUUGUUACCACUACGAAAGUUCCAUUAUCGUUCUCAGUGGAUGAAAACCAUAUACUUGAAUUGAAAAAUAAAGCACAAAUUGUAACUAAA